Vigna angularis (adzuki bean) is the source of this 514-nucleotide messenger RNA. RefSeq names its product 60S ribosomal protein L39. The record is from RefSeq and is a predicted model, not a curated record. The transcript has 3 exons. Gene Ontology annotation, molecular function: structural constituent of ribosome. Bases 157 to 312 code for a protein of 51 amino acids. Lineage: Eukaryota; Viridiplantae; Streptophyta; Magnoliopsida; Fabales; Fabaceae. Gene Ontology annotation, biological process: translation. Gene Ontology annotation, cellular component: ribosome; cytosolic large ribosomal subunit.
AAAUAACCACAAUAAAACCCUAAUUAGAGCAAUAGGUGGGGGUAUAAAACAAGGGCGUGUUUCUAUCUCGUCGUUAGGGUUUGGUUAUUAGGGUUUUCGCUGUUCGGUCUCAGUUCAACAGUCGGCGCAGGCGAACAUCCAGAAGACAAAGCGAAAAUGCCGUCGCACAAGACUUUCAGAAUCAAGAAGAAGUUGGCGAAGAAGAUGAGGCAGAACAGGCCCAUCCCCUACUGGAUCCGCAUGAGAACUGACAACACCAUCAGGUACAAUGCCAAGCGCCGCCACUGGCGUCGCACCAAGCUUGGAUUCUGAGGUGUUUGCUCUGCCUCGGUUUGGUUUAUCCAAUUAAUUAGUUUUCUUUUUUCUUUACUUUUUUUUGUUGAGGCAAAAACAUUGUUUUGGAGGUUUUAUGUUUUUCAUUUACUUAAAGACUAUAUUGUGUAAGGAAACUUAUUGUAGUCAUUACUAAUGGUGCUCACCACCGCUUUCUAAAGUAUCUUUGAAUUCUUCGCAA